Heterotrigona itama is the source of this 1967-nucleotide messenger RNA. The record is from the annotation of a GenBank genome assembly. Lineage: Eukaryota; Metazoa; Arthropoda; Insecta; Hymenoptera; Apidae.
ACAAAUCUUUCGGUUCGACUUGAUCGCGAUUUCAAACUGCCAGGAAAAGAAAUGGUGGAUUACAUUGCCGAUUAUCUGGCGAACAUUCGAUCACGACGCGUUUACCCGGCGGUUUCCCCGGGUUACCUGAGAAACGUCCUGCCCACCUCUGCGCCAGUGGAUGGCGAACCUUGGGAGGACAUAUUCGCGGACAUCGAAAGGUGCAUCAUGCCAGGAGUGACGCAUUGGCAGAGUCCACACAUGCACGCCUAUUUCCCAGCCCUGAAUUCACCUGCUAGCCUGCUGGCCGAUAUGCUGGCCGACGCAAUCAAUUGUCUUGGAUUUACUUGGGCCUCGAGUCCUGCGUGCACGGAACUAGAGACGAUCGUAAUGAACUGGCUUGGGAAAAUGAUUGGCUUGCCAGAGGAGUUCCUGCAUCGUCCAGGAGGAUCCGGAGGUGGUGGCGUGAUACAGACAACCGCAUCAGAAGCCACCCUCGUUUGCUUACUCGCAGCAAGAACCCGAGCCAUUAGAGACGUGCAACAAAAUGAGCCGGACCGUUUACCCGCCGAGAUUAAUUCGCGUCUUGUCGCGUAUUGCUCCGACCAGGCUCAUUCUAGCGUAGAAAAAGCUGGAUUGAUAGGACUAGUGCGAAUGAAGUACAUCGAAUCUGACGACGAAUUGAGUAUGAGAGGAGAGACUUUGCUCGAAGCGAUAACGAACGACAGGGCCGAGGGUUUACUCCCCUUUUUCGUGAACAGAAUGGACUGUGGUUGCACGUGGACGCAGCCUAUGCAGGCAGUGCAUUCGUGUGCCCUGAAUUCCGUGGAUGGCUCCAAGGAAUAGAAUAUGCCGAUUCAAUUGCUUUUAAUCCUAGCAAAUGGCUGAUGGUGCAUUUUGACUGCACCGCUAUGUGCACUGGCAAAUCCCGUUGUCAAAGAGAUUCAGAGCGUUGAAGUUGUGGUUCGUCAUUAGAAAUUACGGAAUCACCGGCCUUCAGAAGCAUAUUCGCGAGGGCGUCAGACUGGCACAAAAGUUCGAAGCGCUGGUUUUGGCGGACGCGCGCUUCGAAAUCCCAGCGACGAGGCAUUUGGGACUCGUAGUAUUCCGUCUCCGUGGAGAGAACAGUCUAACAGAACGUUUGCUGAAGAAGAUGAACUCGAGGGGUCGUGUCCAUUGCGUACCGGCUGCUUUACAUGGGAAAUACGUGAUUCGAUUUACCGUCACCUCAACCAACACUACCAACGAAGACAUCUUAAGAGAUUGGGCUGAGAUACGGAAUACAGCGAACGAAAUUCUGGGAGAUACCACGACUUCUCCAGUACGAGCGAAAGUCCCACUCGCAGGUAACGCAGAAACGAACGAUACUCGAGAAAAGAACGAAAACUUCGGUUCAAGUUUGUUAUUGGCCAAUUCCCCGAUGUCGCCGAAAAUCGUGAACGGCAGCUUCGCUGCAAUUUACGAUACCGCAGAUAUAUUCGAAGAAUGUACGAAAGCUUUCGGUCAAUUGCGACUCGAAGCUAGAGACAGUCCAGGGAUACGCUUGCUGCCGUCCAGCUAUAGAAAUGGCCUCGGAAUUGCCACUACAAGAGGAUGAAGAUCUUGGAACUAACGAAACCUCUGCUAACCAGUCCAAAAAUGAUAAUUCUGGUGAAUGUGCAACCGCCCGAGAGGAAGCGGAGAAUCCCGAAAAGACGAACAAACCGUUGAGAAGACAAACGAGCAAGUCUCGCUCGAAUUACGCCAUGAAUGGCUCUGUGAAAGUCGGUUCUCAAGACUGCUCGGAAACUUUAACGUCCAUGAUGUCGACAGAAGGUAACAACAUGCCACGAAGCGAAACGAUAGCUGCGAUCGGUCAUCGUCCAUGUACCGGCGAUCUAUCGUCGACACAGAGCCAAAACGAGAGUUCCAAUAAAGAAAACGAAGGCAGCCUCGAGGACGCGGAGAUCGUCUGCAGGAAGUGUGGCCAUUGUAUGAAGAAGGAAUAA